Molecule: messenger RNA, 3357 nt
Organism: Aspergillus aculeatus ATCC 16872
Lineage: Eukaryota; Fungi; Ascomycota; Eurotiomycetes; Eurotiales; Aspergillaceae
Gene: mph1
Product: 3'-5' DNA helicase
Exons: 1
Coding region: 1-3357 (1118 amino acids)
Biological process (GO): replication fork reversal; interstrand cross-link repair; double-strand break repair via synthesis-dependent strand annealing
Molecular function (GO): four-way junction DNA binding; 3'-5' DNA helicase activity; hydrolase activity
Source: RefSeq, a predicted model, not a curated record
AUGUCUGACCUGGAAGGGGACUCUUCCGACUAUUUUGAUGAUGAUCUCGGAGAUUUCGUUGUUGACGAUGACUCUGAUGCCGCCGCCACGCCAACAGAACGGGAUUCUCCCAGGCCGGCCAAACGCCGUCGCCUGGAAGCCAACAAGCAGAACCUAUCACUGCGAAAGAAUCAAUAUGACCGACGUGACACGCGAGAGGCUUUGCCUGACUCUGGCGAAGACGAGGACGAGGAGCUGCAGUCUCCAGUCCGAGCAUCACAUUACUUUCGCGAUUCUGAGGAGCCGGAGGCGCAUUCCAAGUAUAAACUGUUCGUGCCAAAGAACAGAAAUGUCCAGGAGAACAUCUUCGUCACCCAACUCACGCAGCCUCAAUCACCUCCAGAAAUGAUUCGAGGCCCGCGAUGGAAGAAGCCAGACCCAGAGUUACCACCCCCAACGAACGUUCCGGCAACAUACGCAGUCAACGGAAGAGGCGGCGGUGAUGGGACACAUGAUGAACUUGAAGACGAUGACGCCUUGAAGGCGGCCAUUGAGGCCUCGUUGCAAUCGUUCGAAGAAGAAAGCUCUAAAAUGUCCCACAAGACAGCUUCCAAUCACCUGAAGCCUCCAUCGGUGGAUCGCUCCUCAAGUGAACAAACAGGCGAUGCCAUGGAUAUUCCUGCAGAAUUCCUAGACGACAUACCGGACGAUGCUUUUGACUCCGAUCUAUCCUUGUCUCCUCCUCCCCCAGCUCAUGGUCGACCGGUAUCAGGCACUUUUACGCAGAGUGUAAAUCGUCCACUGGGUGUUCGGCAGACCACUUUAUUUGACAUGGCAGUCCGAAGUCCAGCAAGCCAGCCCCCGCGUGGCGAGCAGUUCAUUUCACCACCCGAAAAAGUCGAGCCCCCGACGCAACAUAAAUUGAAUCAGGAAGCUCUAGAUACAUGGGUCUAUCCCACCAAUCUGGGGAAAACCAGAGAUUACCAGUUCAACAUCGCCCAGAAAGGAUUAUUCCACAACCUACUCGUUGCGCUGCCCACUGGUCUAGGUAAAACCUUCAUUGCAGCCACCAUUAUGUUGAACUGGCUACGAUGGACCAAAGACGCUCAGAUCGUAUUUGUCGCUCCUACGAAGCCGCUAGUCGCUCAACAGAUAGACGCAUGCUUUCAAAUUGCAGGAGUUCCACGAUCCCAGACCACAAUGCUCACCGGCGAAGCUGCCCCUGGCGUCAGAGCUGAGGAAUGGAAGGCUAAACGCGUGUUCUUCAUGACCCCUCAGACCUUAGUCAACGAUCUCAAGACCGGGAUUGCAGAUCCUAAGCGCAUCGUUUUGCUUGUUGUAGACGAGGCGCAUCGCGCCACAGGAGGGUAUGCCUACGUGGAAGUUGUUAAAUUCCUUCGACGUUACAAUCAAAGUUUCCGUGUCCUCGCUUUAACUGCAACGCCUGGCUCCACGGUGGAGGCCGUCCAGGCAGUAAUUGAUGGGCUGGACAUUUCCCGAGUUGAGAUCCGCACGGAACAAUCCCUUGAUAUCCGGGAAUAUGUUCAUGCAAAGGACAUAGAAGUUCAGACUUUCCGGAAUUCCGAGGAAAUGGUUCUGUGCAUGGAUUUAUUAACGAAGACUCUCCAACCUUUAGUUGACCAGCUUCGGAGUCUCAAUGCGUACUGGGGCCGUGAUCCUAUGGGACUUACUGCAUUCGGAUUGACAAAAGCCAGACAGCAGUGGAUGAUGUCAGACGUUGGUCGGAAUGCACAUUUCGGGUUAAAGGGCAAAGUAAAUGCUAUCUUUACCGUGCUUGCCAGUCUUGCCCAUGGGAUUGACCUCUUGAAAUAUCACGGAAUCACUCCGUUCUACCGUCAUCUUGCACAUUUCCAGUCCAACACUGAUGGGCAGAAGGGUGGCAAAUACCAACGACAAGUUGUUCAAGAUGAAAGUUUUAAGAAACUUAUGAACCAUUUGCAGCCGUGGACUAAGAACCCAGAAUUCAUUGGCCAUCCCAAGCUAGAGUACUUAAAGCAGGUUGUCUUGAACCAUUUCAUGGACGCGGGCGAAGGUGCGGGUACAGGCGAGGACCAGGCGAAACCAGCAACCAGAGUCAUGAUCUUCGUGCAUUUCCGGGACAGCGCCGAAGAGGUGACGCGAGUCCUCAAAAGGUACGAGCCGAUGAUCCGGCCCCAUGUUUUUGUCGGACAGAGUAGCGCCAAGGGCUCAGAAGGAAUGAACCAGAAAACUCAACUCGAUAUUGUUCAGAAGUUCAAGAGCGGUACUUACAACACGAUCGUCGCAACUUCGAUAGGGGAGGAGGGUUUGGAUAUCGGCGAAGUCGACCUGAUCGUCUGUUACGACUCGUCCGCGUCACCCAUUCGCAUGCUUCAACGCAUGGGACGUACGGGUCGCAAACGAGCGGGUAACAUUGUGUUGCUUCUCAUGCAAGGCAAGGAGGAAGAGUCCUAUGUCAAAGCCAAGGACAAUUAUGAGAAGAUGCAACAGAUGAUUGCUAGCGGCACCCGAUUUACUUUUCAUGAAGACCAGUCCCCUCGUAUCCUUCCGUCUGGGAUCCGGCCUGUAGCUGAUAAACGGGCGAUUGAGAUACCCGAGGAGAAUACUGUGCGAGAGCUGCCUGAGCCCAAGCGAAAAGGCCGACCUCCAAAGAGGCCACCCAAGAAAUUCCACAUGCCGGAUAAUGUGGAAACAGGCUUCACGAAAGCGUCCAGCUUGGCUGAAGGCGGCAAGCGUAGGGAGGCAAAGAAAAGUAAGGCUCGCACGCCGACUCCGGAGCCCGUUGAUCUCCCGGCGCUCGAAGAUGUCCUGCUUACUCCAGCGCAGCAAAACGAGCUUGAUGUUCAUUACGGCAAGGCAGGACAGUCCGAUGCACCGUCGAUCUGCAAUCCUCGAACUGACGCAUUCCCUCGCCUUCAGCUCGCUCCUCGGCCUACUAAAGCAGUACAACAUGGGUCUCUGACUCGCCGCAUGAUUGGGACUCUGCAGAAAAUGGAUCAGAUUUCCGCGGACUGUGAGCAGCAAUAUAGGCGUGUCUUGGCGCUGAGUCCAGACAAGUAUGAGGAUAUUCCAGGCACCACCGGCGACAUGAGCAGCCGUGAUUGUGGUGCCAGGCGCACCCAGCGCACAGUAUCAGAUUUCGUUCUCCCCGUGAAACGCAAGUCAAAUGGGGAAGGGGAUGGCACAGAUAAAAUGCCGAGGAAUUCGAAGAUACAGCCCUCGGCUGUAGAGACAGCAACAGACGAUUCAUUAUUCUGUUCACAAAUGACGGAGGACAUGGGUGAAAACUUCCCUGACAUGUCCACUCUUUUGGACAGAAGCGUUGAGAAAAAGCGGCGGAGCCGCCAAUUCGUCAUGAGCGAUGAUAGCGACGGUUGA